Molecule: messenger RNA, 5087 nt
Organism: Balaenoptera acutorostrata (minke whale)
Lineage: Eukaryota; Metazoa; Chordata; Mammalia; Artiodactyla; Balaenopteridae
Gene: IZUMO2
Product: IZUMO family member 2
Exons: 7
Coding region: 28-2472 (814 amino acids)
Biological process (GO): regulation of cytokine production; negative regulation of transcription by RNA polymerase II; regulation of immune system process
Source: RefSeq, a predicted model, not a curated record
UCUCUGUGAAGUCACAAAGGCCGUGCUAUGCUUCUGGCCUUGGCUCUUCUGCUGCUCUUGGACCUGAGCGCCCGCCGAGGCUGGGGCUGCCUGCAGUGUGACCACUCGGUGCGGGAGGCCCUGAGCCAGCUGCGCGUCGCCCUCAUCCCCGACCGCUUCCAUCAGGAGCAGCUGCAGGCCCGCGCUCAGGCCCUGCUGCUGGGCAUGGAGGGGCCUUUCUUCCGGGACUACGCGCUGAACGCCUUUGUGGGGAGAGUGGGGAUAGAGCACCUGGACCUUGUGGCAUCCUUUAUCAAGAAUCAAACAAACAACUUAAUGGUUAAUUCUCUUAGAGAUGGGCCUCUGCUGGAUGAACUGGUGACUCUUAGGGAGAGGGUGAUCAAGGAACUCAAGAAAGUUUUAAGAUCAUAUGAAUUAAAAGCCUGCGAUCCCAAAAUUUGCCGCUUGCUAAAAGAAGAAGUCUUGGAUUGUUUACAUUGCCAGAGGAUCAGUCCCAAAUGCAUCAAAGAAAAGUACUGUUUUGGGGCAGGGCUUCCUGAGUCCAAACCCGACGUGAUCACCCGUCUGGAGCGGGGGGAAGAGCCCAGGAUGGAGAGGAGAGAAGCCCGGCGAGUUACCUGUUCAGACUUGGAGACAAGCUCUGAAACUACUCAGGAGACACUUCCAAAAAAGAGUAUUUCCGAAGAGGUGGCUUCCCCAAUGGGAAAGAUGGAGGGCAUUUUAAGGGCAGUGCUUGGAGACACCAAGCUGGGGGACUCCUGGACAUGCGGCCGUCAACUGGAAGACCAGGGAAAGCAGGAGAGGCGUUUGAGGUGGUUGUUUGCUACUCCCGAGGAAAACACCCAUGGCGAGCUGAGACACUUCAGGCGGACCUCAGCUUUCGUUGGGAAGCAAAGAGUGCCUGGGGGAGAGGAUCCUCAGAAGUGGACCAGGUCAAGAAAGAGCCUGAAACACCAAAGGAAACCAUUUAACUGCACGGAAUGUGGGAAAGCCUUCAUCUACCAUUCGGACUAUGUCCUACACCAGAGAAUUCACACUGGAGAGAAGCCCUACAAGUGUAACGAGUGCGGGAAAGCAUUCAGCAACAGUUCAUAUUUCAUCCAGCACUACAUCAUCCACACAGGAGAGAAGCCCUAUGCCUGCAACGAAUGCGGCAAGACCUUUACCCAGAGCUCAUCGCUCACCGAGCAUCAGAGGAUCCACACUGGAGAGAAACCCUACAAAUGCAAGGAAUGUGGGAAAGCCUUCACCCAGAGCUCCUCCCUCAUCAAACACCAGCGAUGCCAUACCGGGGAGAAACCCUAUAAAUGCAACCAGUGUGGGAAGUUCUACUCCCAGGUGUCCCACCUCACCCGCCACCAGAAAAUCCACACAGGGGAGAAGCCCUACAAAUGCAGUGAGUGUGGCAAGGCUUUCUGUCACACCUCCUCCCUGACUCAGCACCAGACAAUCCACACUGGUGAGAAACCCUACAAGUGUAACGAGUGUGGGAAAACCUUCAGCCACAGCUCGUCACUGACCCAGCACCAGCGAGUCCACACUGGAGAGAAACCUUACGAGUGCCCCGAGUGUGGCAAAGCCUUUAGCCACAGUUCGUCCCUGACUCAGCAUCAGAGAAUUCAUACUGGUGAGAAGCCCUAUGAGUGUCAUGAGUGCGGGAAGGCUUACACGCAGAUCUCCCACCUCAUGAGGCACCAGAGCGUUCACGUGGGGGAGAAACCCUAUAUAUGUAAUGAGUGUGGAAAGGCUUUCAGUCACACCUCCUCCUUUACUCAACACCAGACAAUCCACACCGGUGAGAAACCCUACAAGUGUAACGAAUGCGGGAAAACCUUUAGCCAGAACUCCUCGCUUAUGCGCCACCAGAGAAUUCACACCGGGGAGAAGCCCUAUGAGUGUACAGUUUGCAGGAGAGCCUACACCCAGAUUUCCCACCUCAUCCAACACCAGAGGACUCACACUGGAGAGAAACCUUAUGAGUGCGGUGAGUGUGGGAAAGCCUUCAGCCGGAGCGCCCAUCUCAUUGAGCAUCAGAAGAUCCACACGGGUGAGAAACCCUAUAAGUGUAAGGAGUGUGGGAAAACAUUCAGUCACAACUCAUCCCUAACUCAACAUCAGAGGAUUCACACCGGCGAGAAACCCUACACCUGUAAGGAAUGUGGAAAAGCCUUCAAUCAAAGUAUCCACCUUAUUCAGCAUCAGAGGAUUCAUACCGGGGAGAGGCCCUACAAAUGUAAGAACUGUGGGAAAAUCUAUGCCCAGAUUUCACACCUCAUUCAACACCAGAAAGUUCAUAUGGGUGGCAAGGGCUAUGCGUGUAAAGAAUGCGGAGAGGAUUUCAGCUGGGGUUCACACCUGGCGGAACAUCAGAGACUUCACACUGUGCACGACGGCUACAUCCGCAGUAAUUUUGAGAAAGGCUUUGCUUGGAACAUGCAGCUUAGUGAUCAUCAGAGAACUCAUGCUGACUAGAGAGCCUGAGAAUGAAACAAACUGGUGAUUCUGCUGCUGGGUUCCGUUCAGCCUUCAUCAACAGUAGAAGCUUCUUCCCGGAGAGGAGCCGUAACACUGUAUAUUGAGAGAGUUGGUUCCUUUUUUGCCUCCUAGAAGGAAGAUGGCACUGUUUAUCACCAGCGGAGACAGCUUCUGAUCAUUUAAAGGGCUCCCCCCUAAAAUCUAAGCUUCCCCCCCAUCUCUCAACCCUACAAUGUCCCUGGAUGGUGGUAGGUAUGGGGUGGUCUACAUAGGAUGCAACUUCAUCUGGAAUCUUUAAUAAGGUCUCUCUGAGCUUUUUAAAUUUAUUCAUUAUGUGUUAAAUUGGAGCCUGGAAAUUCAAGAAAAAACAAACACAGCUGGAAAGAUUCAUCUGUUAGAGUAAAAGUCACAAAUAUAUGUAACUAAAGAUAAAUGCCAGGCGAUUUUAGUUUCCUUUAAAACUUUAAGCUACAAAUUUCACUGAAAAAUCUGCAGUUGGCUUAAACAUGGAAUAUGUUUCACAUAUUUCCAGCCAUUUUUUAUGCCCUAUUGUUUCUGUUUUUUCCACUUCCAGGGAUUCUGCUUUACAAAGUAAUUGCCCUGUUAGACAUCAUUUUCUGAUUUUAUUCAUGCCCAAAAGGAGGUUUUUAUUUCCUCAUAUUUUUGAAACAGUAUUUUCUAUUAGAAAAAUAAUACAUACACUUUUAUAACAGGAAAAUUUUUUAAGUAGAAUAAGAUAAGCUUAUUGUAAAGGAUAAUUUGAAAAGUGUAGAGAAGUAUGAACUAAAAUACCAGUUCCCCAUAAUCCCACAGCCCAGAGAGACCCACUAGUCAUUUUUGGGUGUAUGUCUUUCUGGUUUCGUUUCACUCUGUAUUCCAUAUCCAUAUAUUUUAAUGUUGAAAAUUUUGGAUCAUAAAACAAAAAGCUAUAUACUCACCUACAACUUGGCCACCCUCAGAAGUCAGGUUGUUUUGAUUUUUUUCAUCUUUCCUUCUGAAUAUCAUUUUAAAAUAAGUGUUACUUUAUUUAAUUGUAAUCAGAAACAAUUUUGGCUUCUCUGUUUUGCCCUCAUUAUACCAUGACAUUGUCCUUUGUCACCACGUAAACUCCAUCCUUAUCAUUAUUAGGGCUAAUGAUGUUUCACUGGUGGGCAUAGAAUAAUCUACAAAUCCAUGCCCCCAUUUAGCCUUUGCUCUAAGCCCCCGAUUGACACAGGUUAUUCACCAAUUUUCCCAAUUAUGAAUCAUGUAAUAAUGAGCAUUUCCAUGCUAACUUCCUCUCUCCUUUUGGGGGGAUUAUUUCUCUAAGUCAAAUUCCCAGGAUGGGAAUAACAGAAUCAAGACUCUAACCAUUUUCUUGGUUCCUGGAACAUAUUGUUAAAUUGCUUUCUAAAGGGGCUGGACCUAAUCUACCUGGAACAAGCUGGGAAGUGAGGACUACAGUUCUGUUACAUUAUAACCAGCACUGAACAUCAAUCAUAUAAUGUUUUCCCAUGUCAAACAUAUAAAAUGGCUAGUGAUUUCAGUAACUUACUGUGUGCCAAUUUUGUGCUAAGUCCUUGGUACGUGUGAACUCCUUUCAUUCUUCAAACAGCCACAUAUGUUCAGGGCUAUAUUAUCCCAUUUCACAGAUGAGGACACCGAGGCGUGCUGAGGAUGUAGACAAAGCCCCACAGCUAUGAGGUCAUGGAGCCUGAACUCAAGUUCAAGUAGUCAAGCUCCAGGAGCUAUGCACUGAACUUCUAUUGGGAUUGAACACAUUCCACAUAUAACAUUUCCUUCUUAAAAUAAUGUUUAUUAUCUUAUUAUAAAAACCAAUACAUGCUUUUUAUAAAAAAUUUAAAAGAUCCAAGAAAUCCAGAAGAUUUUACACAAAGUCCAGUGCUACCCAGAGAUAACAUUUUGGUAUACUUCUGCUAUUUUUAAAACUUAAUCACAGUAUUAUAACGCUUUAAUAAAUCUGGGACAUAGUUAAUAUACAGUUUAGCAUACUUCUAUGUUUACUUAACUUUAUAUCACAGGCCCCUAUCAUUAAAUAUGAUUUACUGAUAUCAUUAAAUACCCACGUCAUUAAAUAAUCUUUAACAACCUGAUGUUUGGGGGCUUUGCAUAGUUUGUGUUUAGUAGUAGCCCUUCCCCUCUUGGAUAUUUUGGUUGCUUCCAGUUUUUGACUUUUAUAAACAUCCCUUCUGCUGAAGUCUUAGGCUGAGCACCCCACCAGUUCCCAAGUAAAAUCCUGGCAGGGAGUCUGUGGGGUCAAAGAGAGAACAUUUUAAUGACCCCGUGCACGUAGCUAAUGGCUUCCUGAAAUUUCUGCAUCUGAUUGGCAGUGGAUGGGACUGCAUCUCACCAACAUCAUCACUGGUAGUUACCAUGUUUAAAAGUCUUUGCUCAGGUAUUUCUUCUUAUCUCCUGUGACUUCCUUCAUGGUUGACGAAAUACUCGUUUAUUGUGAAUAAUUCAAACAACACAAAAAUGAAGAACACUAUGGCUCUCUAUAAAUCUUCAUUCCAAAGAUUCUAGACUCUUUUCAAAGAUUCUAGACUGCUUUCUGUUGUUUCUCCCUUUCUGUUGGUAUGAAAUAUAUAUGUACAUAAAAUAUUAUUUAUAUG